Aspergillus alliaceus is the source of this 1852-nucleotide messenger RNA. RefSeq names its product major facilitator superfamily domain-containing protein. Bases 560 to 1786 code for a protein of 408 amino acids. The record is from RefSeq and is a predicted model, not a curated record. Gene Ontology annotation, molecular function: transmembrane transporter activity. The transcript has 3 exons. Gene Ontology annotation, biological process: transmembrane transport. Lineage: Eukaryota; Fungi; Ascomycota; Eurotiomycetes; Eurotiales; Aspergillaceae.
CCUCCAGGAAUCGAGGGUUCCCCGAUAGUACGUUCGAUGUAGGCCUAACAUCCUGGACUAUGCGCAAAAAUUGCCGAUCUCUGCUAGACAUUGCACAACAUAAUAGGCUAUGAAGACUCUGCACUAGCUGGCCUGGAACAAUCAAGCUACCCCGCCUGGGUAUUCACACCUAACUGCCACUGUCCAUCAUGACAAGCCCCAAUGUCACUAUCCAUGGCCAGACGAACCUGCUUCCACGUACGCAGUUACUGAUCGUCUUUUCCACCUUGGCCUCAGCCUUUCUCUUUGCCUACGCCGACCAGAAUGGGAUCGCGGUGGCCCUGCCAAACAUCGCCCGAGACCUGAAUGCUCAGAAUACCAUCAGCUGGGCGGGGACCUCGUCAAUGAUUGUAAAUACCAUCUUCCAAGUACUGUACGGCCGGCUGUCAGACCAUCUUCGGCCGACGGAGGGUCUACCCUCUCCGCUGUCUUACUCCUAGCUGGAGCUGGCAUUCUGUACCACGGCUCAGACCUCCUGGGCCUGGCCGGUAUCGCCACUGGCGGAAUCAAUUCGCUGACCAUGAUGAUUGUUUCUGAUAUUGUCACUCUACAGGAGCGCGGACGGUACCAGGGCAUUCUGGGAAGUUGCAUUGAUCUUGGAAACACCGUUGGGCCCUUCGUUUCCGCAGCAUUCACGCAGCGAGCCACUUGGCGCGGCUUUUUCUAUCUAAUCAGCCCGUUGAUGGUGGUCAGCUGUGCCCUGUCCUUCUUCCUGCUUCCCUCAACUAUGUCCAAGGGCAAGGGCCUCGAGCGGAUCAAACUCAUCGACGGCUGGGGCUUGUUGACCGGCUCCGCAGGUCUGAUCUGUGUUCUGAUUCCUUUAUCGGGGGGUGGUUCCUACUUCGCAUGGGGCUCAGCUCUACUGAUUGCUAUGCUAUCCGUGGGCGGGGCCUGCACGCUUGCCUUCCUCUUCGUUGAAGCCAAAGUGGCGCGGCUUCCCAUGGUCCCCUUCUCCAUGUUCCGAACCCCGGCGGUCGUGGUCAUCCUGCUGCAGAAUUUCUUCUUUAGAUAUUGCUAUUACGCCGAGCUGUACUUCCUACCCAUUCACUUCGAGAAUGUGCGCGGAAUGACCCCGCUCGGGGCUGCCGCCCUGCUCACUCCGAUGGUGGUGGCCCAGAUGAUCUUUUUCGUCGGCUCAGGUUUGUACAUCACCCGAUUUUCUCGAUACGGCGAAGUGAUCUGGGCUGGAUUCUUCUGCUGGAGUCUUAGCGGAGCGGGCCUUCUCUGUCUGUUCGACCAGGGCACUUCCCUGGCUGUGAUCGUCAUCUCCCUUAUCAUUCUCGGCUCCGGUGUGGGCAACGUGUUCCAGCCCUGUUUGGUGGCCAUCCAAGCACAUUCGCCAAGCGAUCUCCGCGCGGUGGUGAUUUCAAACCGCAACUUCUUCCGGGCACUGGGGGGCGCGGUGGGCCUGGCAUGUUGCAGCGUAAUCCAGCAGACGGCGUUGCAACGUGCGCUCCCGUCCACCUUGCGCGAAAUCGCUAAUAACAGCUACGCGGUGCCCUCGCUCGAUCAUUUCGCAGCGACCGAGAGGCAUCAGAUCCAAUCAGCGUACGUGGAUGCCAGCCAGACGGUGUUUAUCUCCAUGGUACCCUUUAUGGGCGUCUGCCUAGUCCUCUGCGUCUUCACCCGAGACCGCGGGCUGAUGAGAAAAGAGGAGACAGCGAUGGCGACUGCAACGGCGCCAAGGCCGGCCAGUGAUGAUAACUCGCAGUCGAGCCAGGGGAGCGAGGAACCCAAGAAGGUUUAAAGACAGAGCAUUUGUCAGCGAACGAAGGAUUUCAGGUGGAAGGUUUAAGACAAGGAUGUGGGCUUG